Messenger RNA from Cottoperca gobio, 2031 nucleotides. It is a transcript of the gene myb, whose product is annotated as v-myb avian myeloblastosis viral oncogene homolog. Gene Ontology annotation, cellular component: nucleus. Gene Ontology annotation, molecular function: DNA-binding transcription factor activity, RNA polymerase II-specific; RNA polymerase II cis-regulatory region sequence-specific DNA binding. The record is from RefSeq and is a predicted model, not a curated record. The transcript is spliced from 15 exons. Bases 10 to 2031 code for a protein of 673 amino acids. Lineage: Eukaryota; Metazoa; Chordata; Actinopteri; Perciformes; Bovichtidae. Gene Ontology annotation, biological process: regulation of DNA-templated transcription.
UUUAAAUUAAUGUCAACCUGCCUCUGCUGGGAGAACAAACCCAGCACAGAUAGCGAAAGUACGUGCUCAGUGCAACCUGAGAGCCGCUCUACAGAUAUUAACAUGGCUCGGCGGCCGAGAAACAGUGUUUACAGUAGUGAGGAGGAUGAGGAGGAGAAUGAGAUGUAUGAACAUGACUAUGAUGGAUCAAUGGCCAAGGCAGGAAAACGCCACCUUGGCAAAACACGCUGGACACGAGAAGAGGAUGAGAAGUUGAAGAAACUUGUUGAGCUUCAUGGGUCAGAUGACUGGAAACUCAUUGCAAGCUUGCUAACUAAUCGUACAGAUGUGCAGUGCCAGCACAGGUGGCAGAAGGUUCUUAACCCAGAGCUCAUCAAAGGGCCUUGGACCAAAGAGGAGGACCAGAGGGUGAUUGAGCUGGUGCAGAAGUAUGGAGCCAAGCGCUGGUCGGUGAUUGCCAAGCACCUGAAGGGGCGUAUUGGAAAGCAGUGCCGCGAGCGCUGGCACAACCACCUGAACCCAGAGGUGAAGAAGACAUCAUGGACCGAGGAGGAGGACCGGAUCAUCUACCAGGCACACGAGAAGCUGGGCAACCGCUGGGCCGAAAUCGCUAAGCUGCUCCCUGGCAGGACUGACAACGCUAUAAAGAACCACUGGAACUCCACCAUGAGGCGAAAGGUGGAGCAGGAAGGCUAUCUUCAGAUUGCAUCAAAGAACGGCAACUCCUCGCUCUCCAUCAGCCAUGGAUACGUCAAGACCAACAAUCACAUCAUGGGUUUCCCCCACCAUUCGCCCAGUCACGCGCAGAUGUCUCCCUUGUCGCCACUCAACUACUACAUCUCCGACACACACAGAGUACAGUUACCCAUGGGGCUGCAUUUUAACAUCCGGAACAUUCCCCAGCAUGGAACCGCUGCUAUACAGAGACACUAUAAUGAGGAGGACCCUGAGAAGGAGCAGAGGGUGAAAGAGAUCGAACUGCUGCUCAUGUCAACAGAAGAUGAGCUGAGAGGGAAGCCAUCAUCAAUGCAUUUGCCCUAUCCAAGCUGGGCCAGCCAGGGAUCUUUGACCAACAUGUCCGAGGGUGUAAUGUUAUUACCUCACCACCAGGCAGCCGCCCCUGCCCUGCCUCUCGACCAGAGCUGCCUACCUGAGGAGAGCGCCUCUGCAACACGUGCCAACAGCAGGAACAAUAACAACAACAAUAACAACAGCAACAGCCAUCACGCCAGGCCGUCGUUCUCAAAUACUUUUCCAGAGUCCAUAGAAUGUGCCAUUGAUUCAAGCCUCUCCUCAGUGGAUGAGGCCACUACCAGUGGGCUCUUGGAUAGGAGCAGAACAGACAGGGUCUUCUCGCCCAAUCAGGGCUCAAGAACUGCUCACAGAGCAUUGGCUGGUUUCCUCUGCUCAACUCCCAAGCCUUCACCAGUCAGAAACCUUCCCUUUUCACCCUCACAGUUUCUCAACCAGUCAAUGAGCUCAGAACACUCAGACAACGACAGUUUACCGAUGAGCUCGCCCGUGGACUCCAAGCCUUUGAUCAACCACACUAUCCGGUCCCAGAAAGAGAGCGAAAUGUUCAGAACUCCAAACAUUCGUCGUACGAUCCUGGAGUCCUCCCCUUGUACACCUACGCCUUUCAAGUCAGCCCUGGCCAUGCAGGAGGCCAAGUACAGACCCGUCAAACUACUGAACUCCCUUUUGGAGCAGCACAUGAUAGAGUCUAUCAAGCAGGAGCCGAUGGAGUGUGCCAUUGAUCAGCCUCCUCUGAAAAAGAUAAAACAAGAGGUGGAGUCCCCAUGUGAGAGGAGCCCGUGUUUGCAGUGGGAAGGACAAGACCUUCACACACAGCUCUUCUCCCCAAACGGCCCCGCACAGGAAGUACCUGACCUACUUACUAGCUCAUUAUUGAGUGAAGGUGGUCACAAAACGUACCACCUCCCUCGCAGAGGCAUGGGCAGCCCACUACAGGUGUGUAUACGUUCUAUCAUAGUGCUGACACACACAUGUACACUCACAGGAAAAAGAUAA